CCGAACUCUUCAUUAUUGAACCAUGACCUCCACGGAUACUACCCCAAGUCGCAGUAUUGUCAUCAUUGGUGCAGGGAUAAUUGGAUGCUCGACGGCCUACUACCUCUCUCGCCAUCCUUCUUUCUCGCCUUCUACUACUGUCCGCAUUAUCGAAGCCUCAAUCAACGGCCCUGCUCAGGGAGCCUCCGGCAAAGCGGGCGGAUUGAUAGCCCAAUGGGCUUAUCCGAAGGAACUGGUAGAUGUAUCCUUCGCCGAACACGUCAAACUCGCGAAGAAGCACAAUGGCAAAGAACGAUGGGGCUGGAGAUACGUCGAAACCGGCAGCUGGGAAGGCAGAGGGCUUUUGAGCGAGGAGAGUGGAUCCGGUGUGGGCAAGGGCGGGAAAAGGAAAAGCUUGGAAAAGACGCUUGGACUGGAUUGUGAUGUUUCCCAAUCAGAACGCAAGUCUAAAGGUCUACCGGACGAUUUGCUUUGGGUCAGAGAUAGUCUCACUGAUGCGUAUUCGCCCAUGGCUGCUACCGGGGAAACUGCCCAAGUCUACCCGUAUCAAUUCACGACGAGCAUGUUGGAUCUCGCCAAAGAAAAGGGCGUCGAGUUUGUUUCCGGAAAGGUUACUUCUAUUAAACAACUUGACGGUCGAGUCACUGGUGUGGUUUACAACAAACCGGGAACCCAGAAGAAGGUCGAAAUUGACGCAACCGAUGUUGUCCUCUGCGCCGGAGCCUGGUCGCCGUCACUGGUCCCUGGACUUCCCGUUACCGGAACACGAGCGCACAGUAUCACCAUUCGGGCGACUCCCGGCACCAUCAUUGCGCCAUAUGCCUUAUUCACAGAAAUUACAUUACAGCAGACCGGCGAGAACGCGAAGAGAGUUACUCCAGAGGUAUACGCUCGACCAAAUAAUGAGGUAUAUGCCUGUGGUCCAGGUGAUGAUUCCGCACUUCCGGAGACUGUGGACGGCGUAGAGGUAGACGAGGCCGCAUGCGAAAGCAUUCGCAAGCACGUCAGUUCUAUAUCUAAGGAGCUCAGUGAAGGGACGGUGGACAAGCGACAAGCGUGUUUCCUUCCAAUUGUCAAGUACAACAGCGAUCCCCUAGUUGGGGCUGCAACGAAGAUUGCUAAGGGUCUAUUCAUCGCAGCUGGCCAUACAUGCUGGGCAAGUCCAUUGCUUCUUCGUCCCCAUUACCCUUAUCAACGCUCUAUUACUAGGGGAUCUGCAAUGCUCCAGGUACUGCGAAAGCUAUCAGUGAGCUCGUUAUGGAUGGCAAGAUCCGAUGUGGAAAUUUGAAGAAACUAGACCCCUCGAGAUUCUCCUAAUAGGUCCAGGCCUGUAUUACAUGUAUAUGUGACUGUACAGUUUGUUAUCGCCUCAAUUUUGAGUCUCAUUCCAGUGCGUUCUUUUAUGCCGGCGUCUUUCGUUAGGUCUUCAAAUGUAAACGCAUAAAUACAGCAGAUAAUGCGGUAACGAAUGGACCGCGAUUGGAGCAGCUUU
Messenger RNA from Desarmillaria tabescens, 1492 nucleotides. Its product is annotated as FAD dependent oxidoreductase. The transcript is spliced from 3 exons. Bases 23 to 1288 code for a protein of 421 amino acids. Gene Ontology annotation, molecular function: oxidoreductase activity. Gene Ontology annotation, biological process: retrograde transport, endosome to Golgi. NCBI's taxonomy places the organism in Eukaryota, Fungi, Basidiomycota, Agaricomycetes, Agaricales, Physalacriaceae. Gene Ontology annotation, cellular component: late endosome; cytoplasm. The record is from RefSeq and is a predicted model, not a curated record.